Soboliphyme baturini is the source of this 303-nucleotide messenger RNA. The record is from the annotation of a GenBank genome assembly. NCBI's taxonomy places the organism in Eukaryota, Metazoa, Nematoda, Enoplea, Dioctophymatida, Soboliphymatidae.
AUGGCCGGAGGCAAGAACAGCACCGUUUGGAACCGAGUCGGACAGAUAGGCGAUCCUCAUGAAACCGUCAUCGUCGAGUUUAUGUGGAAUAAGUUUUUGUAUGGCUGCGGCAGCGGCCUCGGCGGCGGCACUUGUGCAACUUACAAGAGACAAAUCAGUCUGGUCGAUCAGUCGGUGCGUCGGCUGUGUGCACUGCUGCAAUCUGGGGCGAAUGCUGGUGAGAAGGCGGGCGAUCAGGACAGUGACAACGACAACGACAACGACGAUAGCCGAUGUGUAGUCAGUCAGUCAGGCAGUCGGUGA